Rhodofomes roseus is the source of this 658-nucleotide messenger RNA. Its product is annotated as Non-heme 11 kDa protein of cytochrome bc1 complex. The record is from RefSeq and is a predicted model, not a curated record. Gene Ontology annotation, biological process: mitochondrial electron transport, ubiquinol to cytochrome c. Bases 146 to 505 code for a protein of 119 amino acids. The transcript has 5 exons. Lineage: Eukaryota; Fungi; Basidiomycota; Agaricomycetes; Polyporales; Fomitopsidaceae.
CGCGCGACCGGGCCCUCGGGCGUUGCCGCCGCGCAACACGACUCUUCCCGUGCCCAUCGAAGAGCAUCGUCACCGCUGGCCAGCUCGCCCGUCUAUAAUUCCCAGUUCACGUACUCGCGUUUCUGCUUCUAGGUCGUAGGACGCCAUGAGCAGCCUCUCGUCGUUCUUCUCGUCGUUCCUGCCUACGGCGCACGCGGACGCGCCGCCCCCGGAGGUCGAGGCGCAUAAGGAGGAGGUGACCCCGGACGAGCCGGAGGAGGGCGCGGAGGGGGGUGAGGCGGAGGAGGAAGAGGAGGAGGAGCCUGAGGACAUUCUGCCUGCGCUCCGGGAGGAGUGCGAGGAGUCGGCGAAGUGCAAGACUGCGACGGAGCACUUCCGGCACUGCGAGGAGAAGGUCAACGCGGGCAACGGGUACCAGCACGAGGAUUGCAUUGAGGAGUUGUGCGUCAUGAUGCACUGCGUCGACGGCUGCGUUGCGCCGAAGCUCUUCGCCAAGCUCAAGUAGAGGCCGCCCCUCCGCAACCCGACCUGACCUUAGAGUUAGAUUAUGGCCUGCAGUGUAGUAGGACGAUACGUCUUGACGGACCGACAGACUACGGCUCUGCGAAAAUUAUAAUUCCCUUGCGUCUCCAAUCCUUAUCCUCAGUCCUGGGCGAAC